Molecule: messenger RNA, 2915 nt
Organism: Myzus persicae (green peach aphid)
Lineage: Eukaryota; Metazoa; Arthropoda; Insecta; Hemiptera; Aphididae
Product: GATA-binding factor A-like
Exons: 6
Coding region: 492-1667 (391 amino acids)
Biological process (GO): cell fate commitment; negative regulation of transcription by RNA polymerase II; positive regulation of transcription by RNA polymerase II
Molecular function (GO): DNA-binding transcription factor activity, RNA polymerase II-specific; zinc ion binding; RNA polymerase II cis-regulatory region sequence-specific DNA binding
Source: RefSeq, a predicted model, not a curated record
UAACGAGUUUUUUUCUUAGGUUUUUAUUAUUCAUCAGCAAACUGUUAGAUUAGAACCAUCUAUCUGAUUAUUCUGUAACCUAUUAAGAGAUUAGAUUAACGUGCCCAAACCACCGCGCACUGCAUCGGUUCAUUCGUAUAUGCGUUCGAUAAAGAACGAUAAAAACCUCCGAAGGCUGUACGUUUCGUAUACGUGUACGGUGUAAUAUUAUUUAGUAUAAUGCUCGUUUAUUCGUCUAAGUUUUCCGUUCGUUUGAAAUAAUCAUUUAAACAAUUAUUACUGGAAUUUUUUUUUUACCAGUAUUCGGUUAAAAACUUAAAACGUCGUUAACUUGCAAAUCGUUCGACCGGCUGAUACUUCGAGGACAUCCGCAGUAUCGCAACACGACAGUUAGAGCCAAAAGGGCACGAAACAUGUACGCAGUUACAGGUGAAGAAUUCACGGCGGAAUACUUCCACGAUUCGCUGUACCCGUGAUCGGGAGAUGAAGUCAUGUUCCAAUGUUCGUCUACGAGCACGGUCGGCGCCAACGCAGGUGUCGUCUCCAGUGACACGCAAAACGGUUACCGCGGUCAUUACCAUCACGAUCGAAUAGUGUACGUGCCGUCGUCCAAGCCAAAUAUGUUCGGUCUUGCGCACCACCAGUACGGCGCACCAUCGCCGACGCCGCUGCCACCGCCGCCACCGUCCACGGACGGCACCGCAGUACCCGGGGCCACCACUCACACGUGGCAGAACACGCCGGCCCGGGUACAGAGCAGCAGUCACCACGUCCCUGCCGCCGCCGGUUCGCCGGCCACCAACAACGGUGGCGGGAUGUCCACGGGUGGACACCCGAACGUCGUCCCGAUGUCGUCAUCAUCGUCGGCCACCCCGCCGUUCUACCAGAGUGCCGCCGCCGCUGCAGCCGCCGCGGCCAUUAUGUGGCCCAACCCUACAGCCGCCGCAUUCCAGGCUCAUCACUACGACGCCGGAAUGGAUUUGCAGUUCGGAGACGGCCGGGAGUGCGUCAACUGCGGCGCAAUCUCCACGCCGUUGUGGCGCCGCGAUGGCACCGGACACUAUCUGUGCAACGCAUGCGGCCUGUACCACAAGAUGAACGGCAUGAACAGACCGCUUGUCAAGCCUGCCAAAAGAUUGGUCUCCUUCGAGACCGCAUCCAACAGACGCCUUGGUCUGUCGUGUACGAAUUGCGGCACCCGAAUGACCACUUUGUGGAGGAGAAAUAACGACGGCGAGCCCGUGUGCAACGCGUGCGGUCUGUACUACAAACUGCAUGGCGUCAACAGGCCGCUGACGAUGAGAAAGGACGGUAUCCAGACAAGGAAAAGGAAACCUAAGAAGCAGCCUUCGUCGUCGUCCUCUUCUUCUAACGGUUCGUCAAAUGUGGAGAACCAUAAACAAUCCACUUCCGCGGCCAUAGAUCUAUUAGUGAACAAACAUCAUUCGACGGUAGAAAUCAAACACGAACACAAUUACGAUCCAGCGGCGGCUGCGGCUGCCGCUGCGGUGGCCGCGGAACACUUCCUCUUUCCCGGCACGGCGGGCGGCCAUCAUCAUCCCCAGCUGGGCGGGUUCAGUUUUCCGCUCCCUCAGGCUCCGGUGCCGGCACACAACUACCAACACCUGUUGAACGGACACGUCAACAAUAAACUGAUGGCGUCAUAGAAUCUGACUUGUAUAUAGAUUGAAGUCUGAAACAGUCGCCGUUAUUGGAUUUUGUACAUAAUUAAAAUAUAGUAUAACCUAUAUAUAUAUAAAUAUAUCAUAAUAUUAUCAUAUUAAAAAUAUAAUAAUAUAUAUUAUAUAUUAUAAUAAUAUAUAAUGUAGCCAACCAAGUUCGACUUCUUGCAAUUUCUCGACUUAAUAAAAUACACAAUGAUACUAACAAAAUUAAGACAUUAUAAUUUGCGUAGUUGUAUGUACCUACUGAGUACUGAAGUCUGAAACACCAACGGUUUGACGAAAUAUGUGUUAGGUAUAGUAAAAAAAGCAUAUAAUGAUAAUGGCAAUUCAUCGUAAACGUGCACAUUUUUUUAACGCGCAAUACAAUAUUGUAUCACGCUAUCUUACUAAAACUUUAUUUAAAACUAUAGUUAUUGCUAAUCACGUCAGUCGUGUAGUUCUAUUGUGUUUAAAUUUUAGUGUGGUCAAUAAAUGUGCGUUCUAGUUUUAAAAUUUAAAUGACAUUUACGAAGAAAGGACAUUUUAACGACUAACUGUUUUCAAAUUUGUCUAGUCUUUUAUACGUAUGUUUUAUACAUACGCGUAAUAUCUAUAUGAUGUAAGCAUGCAAUGCAUCGAUUUCCAGAUUUUUUUUAUAUUUUUCGUACCGACGGUUUUCGCUUAACGCUUAGUACUCACGAAAUUAUAUUCAUCUGUUAAAAAUUGUACAUAAUAUUUUAUUACCUGGACUUAUAUAAUACGUGUUUCUUCAGAGCGUUAGAAAUUAUAUUUGGCAUGUCCUCACUUAUAAAAAGCCAAAUUUCGAUUUUUCAUUAUGUAUAUAUAUAUAUAUUAACUUAGUAGAUUUAUUAUUAAUUUAUAUAAUGUGUAAGUAUAUUUAUUGUACAGAGUACAUACUUCAUGGAAUGUAAAAAAAACUAUUUUAUAAAUAUGGUAAUAUAUAUUUACGACUUAAUUAUUGUAUACAAUUAAAUGGCUAUCAUCGUAAUGUUAUUGUUGUAGCAGCAAAUACUACGAGCAUGACGAUUGGUGCGCGUAUCUAUCGUUUAUAAUAAAUAUUGUCUCCAACAUUAUGUAUAUUAUAUAAUAAUAUGUCUUACUAAACAUAUAGAAAUUAUCUAUCAGUCUCAAUGUAUUCUACUCUAAUAACACGGUGACAACAUUUUUGUAUUUAAUAACAAUUAUUAAACUAUUAUAUCAAAAUCAUAAAUAAAAAACCAUUUUUUCUUA